Messenger RNA from Staurois parvus, 300 nucleotides. Lineage: Eukaryota; Metazoa; Chordata; Amphibia; Anura; Ranidae. The record is from the annotation of a GenBank genome assembly.
GCCACCUAUCAAUUCCAAUCAGUGCCACCUAUUAGUGCCAGUCAGUGCCGCCUAUCAGUGCCAGUCAGUGCUGCCUAUCAGUGUGCAUCAGUGCCGCCUAACAGUGGCAGUCAGUGCCGCCUAACAGUGCCAGUCAGUGCCGCCUAUCAGUGCCAUGCCAUAUAUCAGUGCCAUGUAUCAGUGCUGCCUUUCAGUGCCCAUCAGUGAUGCCUGUCAAUGCCCAUCAGUGCCACCUACCAGUGCCUCCUCAUCAGUGCCCAUCAGUGCCACCUAUCAGUGUCCAUCAGUGCAGCCUAUCAG